CACUACUCUGCCCUGACCUUUGGAAAGAGACGGAGCUGCUUCCACAGACAGAACAAGUCAAACAUGGACGCACACAGAGUGUCGAACCACAACCAAAUGGAUUAUAACUUAGACAACAUGGAGCCCAAACACGGGAAAUUGCUGCCUUGCCCGGAGGACCGUUUUGACAGCGGCCUGGAUUCCCUAAAAGAGGACGAGCUGGUGAACGAUUUUGUGGAAUUGAACGUGAGAACUUGCGAGGACCAGUCGCAGGAAUACGAGCCUUGGAGAGCUGCACUGACGGAGGACGGUGACACGCUGCUCCACUUGGCCAUCAUUCAUGAAGCCGCUGAACAUGCCUUUCAGAUGAUCAAACUGUCCCACAACCACCCUUUCCUCAACGUACAGAACCACCAGAGACAGACUGCCCUCCACCUGGCAGUGAUCACAGAGCAGCCCCAGCUGGUGGAGAGACUCCUGAAGGCCGGCGCCGACCCGCUGCUGGCCGACGACAGCGGCAACACAGCUCUCCACAUCGCCUGCAAAAAGGGCUCCUUGGCCUGCUUCGGCGUCAUCACCCAGAUCUGCCAGCGCCACCUCACCUCCAUCGUGUCCUUCCCCAACUACAGUGGACACAACUGUCUCCACUUGGCGUCCAUCAACGGUUACAUUUCCUUGGUGGAGAGCCUGGUCCAGCUGGGUGCAGAUAUCAAUGCACAGGAACAGUGCAGUGGGAGGACGGCGCUCCACCUGGCUGUGGAUCACCAGAACCCAACGCUGGUCUGCCGGCUGCUGGAACUGGGCGCCGACGUUAACUGUUUGAACUACGGCGGCUUCACGCCCUACCAUCUGACCUACGGCCGCCAGAACGAAGAGAUCCGCUGCCAGCUGUUUGAGAGGACGGCUCAGGAGCUGAGAGAGCUGCCUGACAGCGAAUCAGAUGAGAGCGACAUGGAGUAUCUGGACACGUCGGAAGAUGAGCUGUACGAUGACAUAAAGUUUGGAAAGUAAACCCAACCAUCCCUCCACGUCUGAACAUCUAGCUGCUACCGGGUUUGCCGAGCAACGGCGCCCCCCAACUGGGGACAAACCAGUCCACGUCCCCCCCGUCCAAGGUUCAAGUCCACGGGUGCUGGCCCUGGGAAACAAGAAUGAAGAUGGCGCCCAGUCCGGUCAAGAUCACUGAAAGAUCUGCACCAUAAGAAAACACAAACUAGCAGGACCAUGCCUUCCAUUUGGUCUUUGUGUGACUGUAUAAAUAUAUGAUAAUGUGUAUAUACCAGACGAGACGUGUAAUAUAUUGUAAAUACAGAGAUAUUAUUUUUGUACUUGUACAUACGUGUGAAUUUAAACACUAUUAACAAAAAGUGUUGAAUAAAUAAAAAGGAGUUUAUGAAUAUGAA
This is a messenger RNA of Amphiprion ocellaris (clown anemonefish), 1382 nucleotides long. RefSeq names its product NF-kappa-B inhibitor alpha-like. The transcript has 6 exons. Lineage: Eukaryota; Metazoa; Chordata; Actinopteri; Pomacentridae. Gene Ontology annotation, molecular function: protein binding. The record is from RefSeq and is a predicted model, not a curated record. The coding region runs from base 64 to 990 and encodes 308 amino acids.